Molecule: messenger RNA, 1950 nt
Organism: Phytophthora sojae
Lineage: Eukaryota; Oomycota; Peronosporomycetes; Peronosporales; Peronosporaceae
Exons: 6
Coding region: 1-1950 (649 amino acids)
Source: RefSeq, a predicted model, not a curated record
AUGGAGCAGCGCUGGGACUUCUUGUCUCCGUGGUGCUCCGUCCUGCGGGGCCGAGUGUCGUACACAGUGUUCCUGCAGCCCAAGGAGUCCUGGAACGAGCUGGCGCGCAAUCUCUUCGGGGAGCACAACCCCCAGGGCCCUCCGUACUACAACGACGCCGAGUUCCAGGGCCAUUUCCAGCGGAUCCGCGACGCUCUGGCACUCUUAGCUGCAGUCGCGUCUUUUGACAAAAGUGGGUGGAGGUUCCUGCUCGAGACAAAAUGCGGAGUGAAGUUCGGGGAAUCAGGUAAAGAAAUGUUCGAACAAGACGUGGAAGUGCGAUUUUUGCUGGGGAUGGCUGAGGACAGGAAGAGAUAUUCGGAAUAUUUGGAGCAGGAUAUUGUCAGGUUCUGUGGACUGCAGCAACGUACCGACCCAAGUCCGGAGUAUUUGAAGGCGCUGGGGAAAAUUGCAGCUUUAAGGGGCGAGUUGACCCGUAAAUAUCGUGGGCUGGAUGUGAAAAUUCCGGUGCACGUGGUUUUUACGACCUCUAUUUACAAGAGAGAGAAGCUGAAGGACGGGUGUUUGGACCCACUCAAGAGCAUUCAAGCAGCUAAGAAGGUGGUGAGAGAGCAGUGGCAAGAUUAUGAGGAGAGUGAAGACCCAGUCGUGGAGCGCGGGGAGAUUCGAUGCACUUUCGUCCUAGAGCCGAUGCGUGAGGUUGCGAGAUUGUCCGCGAGGGUGAUGGUGAUGCAUGAUGGGCGUGAGUAUCGCGAUAGGAGAAAGAUGCUUGGCAAGUUUUACUCACGCGUCUUCGAAAGUUCUCGUCGAGCGAGCACUUUGGGUCUCCAGCUGGUGAAUAAUCCGAGUAGCCCCCUCCAGAUCGACACGCUGUACCUGAACUUCUCAGACUCUAUGAUGGCGUACGACUUCGAGUCGAUGCUGUCUGCUAUGGUUGUUUGCCAGACAGUACGUAAGCUCCACUUUAACUUGUGGGCACAUCCGCACCACCCCAGAAUCAGCGGCCACCGGUGGGAGUGGCUCGCCGCUGAAGACAUGAGAGGAUUCACGAAUAUCCUGGAGUCGGAUCACCCGGAGAACGAAGUCUGCUUCGGAGAUCUACCUGCUGUAAUUGAAGACAGAGACGCAACCCUGAAGGCAGGCUCGCCAUUUCACUGGAAGUUCGAGACGAAUGGGCAGCCUAUAUUGGACGUCGAUGAUAUUGUUCUGGAGUCUCCGAUCCCGUCCGUUCGAGUCUUUAGUGACGACGGAAAAAGCGAGUGGGUGAACGUGCUUAUCCCUGGGUUCGGUCGGUGCCAUGUCGAGCGUAAGAACUUAGAGUUUACCCCGUCCAGCACGCCAGCGUCUAUCACGAGUGGCCUACCUCGGUUUCUGAGGAUGGUCGGGGCCUCGUUGAAGUCGUUGACGCUAGCUGGACCAAGAAUGACGGUGGACGUGAACGAGAUUCUUCAAAGUUGUCCCGUUCUGGAAGAGCUGUCCCUUUGUGGCGUCUCCGUAGACGUUCGCUUCAACUUCAGCGAGUAUCGUGCCAAGCAUGAAGCGAUACCAGUGCUGAACUGCGAUUGGGAAAACUGUCUGGAGGUCGCCCGGUAUCUGAGCGACGUAGCCAACCCGCUCGUGAAGUGUGUGCGUCGAGAUGUUAUUCUUGAACUGUCAUCUCGAGUAUCUCGAUGUGCGCGUACCAUCGCUGGAUGUCCGUACAUCUACUCGUGCAAGGAAUGCCAUCUCGCUCCGAUCAAUCGCCCGCUGAAGCUACCGACGCCAAUCAAGCUCGCGUUUCUGAGUGUUUUGUUGGCGAAGUGCCCGUCAGCACUAGCGAGCAAAGCCAAGAGACACACGGCGUCGAGACCCCACUCUGUCAUCUGUGAACUGGAUAAUAAUGUUAUCUCCAAGGUGUUCGCGUUCACAGCACCUCCCGCUCUCCGCGAAGUAUACUUGCAGAAGGAGUAG